Messenger RNA from Daldinia caldariorum, 1070 nucleotides. RefSeq names its product Prefoldin, subunit 3. The transcript has 6 exons. Gene Ontology annotation, cellular component: prefoldin complex; cytoplasm. The coding region runs from base 176 to 793 and encodes 205 amino acids. The record is from RefSeq and is a predicted model, not a curated record. Gene Ontology annotation, biological process: protein folding; tubulin complex assembly; microtubule-based process. Lineage: Eukaryota; Fungi; Ascomycota; Sordariomycetes; Xylariales; Hypoxylaceae. Gene Ontology annotation, molecular function: tubulin binding.
CUUGCUAGAACUCGGAGCUUGCCAAUAGGUGCCCGCUACUAACCUACCGCCGAACCGCUGAACCACCGAACCGUUGACCCAGGCACAACAAUAGACCGUCGGUAUUGUUCGGCGAUUCAACUUAGUCUGUUUUAUACUCAUAAUGCGUUGAAAGACGCCGCACGAUAGACCCAAUAUGUCAACCAAAGGCAAAGAACCAGCUGCCCAAAAGGAUGACGCGCCUACGAACCCGAGAGGAAUCCCCCAGGCGCCGUUCGUCGAUAAAGUUGAGGACUACGUUACCUCGAGAGACGAUGUCCAAUCUACUCUGCGCAGUUUUCAGGAAAUGAUCUCUAAAUAUCAAUUUAUGGAACUGAACUUGCAAAGGAGAGUGGCUGGGUUGAAAGACAAGAUGCCGGAUAUACAAAAAACUCUGGAAACAGUCAAGUUCCUCAAGUCGAGGACGGAGGAAUCGGACCCGAUUGAGACGACCUUCGAGCUUAACGACACUCUAUACGCGAAAGCAUCUAUACCCCCUACAGAAGAGGUGUACCUAUGGCUUGGUGCAAACGUUAUGCUGUCAUAUCCUAUCGACGAGGCCGAAACCCUUCUAACGUCUAAACUGGCGGCAGCGAAGCAGAGCUACGCCAACUGCGAGGAAGACCUGGAUUUCCUUAGGGAACAGAUUACAACCAUGGAGGUAGCAGUAGCGCGGGUAUAUAACUGGGAUGUUGUUCAGAAGCGAAAAGAAAAGGCAGAAGAGGAACAAAAAGGGAAGAGCACCGAAGCUGGUAGCGACCAGCCAAACGGAUGAAAUGAUGUGAUAUAGUAGGCCAUUAAGUCCAGCUAACCGGAUGGAACGUGGUUGGUAUCCUCUUCGUUGACGAGGCCUCCUAUCUGUUCACCAUAUCCGAAGCGAGAGAUUAAUGGGAAAUACAUGUGGGUUUAAUCUUAUUGUCUACAUGUGCCGGCGCUGUGAUGACGCAAUACGAGAAAUCUCAACCUGUAAAUGAGUGUUAGGCAAAUUAGAAGGAUAAAGAUUCAUUAUUGGCAUUAUUCUCAUUUAAUACAUAAUGGAUAUAAUGGUCUAA